This is a messenger RNA of Armigeres subalbatus, 1100 nucleotides long. RefSeq names its product ribosomal RNA-processing protein 8. Gene Ontology annotation, molecular function: methyltransferase activity. Lineage: Eukaryota; Metazoa; Arthropoda; Insecta; Diptera; Culicidae. The record is from RefSeq and is a predicted model, not a curated record. Gene Ontology annotation, cellular component: chromatin silencing complex; rDNA heterochromatin; nucleolus. The transcript has 4 exons. The coding region runs from base 91 to 1077 and encodes 328 amino acids. Gene Ontology annotation, biological process: cellular response to glucose starvation; regulation of transcription by glucose; rDNA heterochromatin formation.
UUGCUGCAAGGCCUAAAGUUUGUUUAUUUAUUUUGUUUUUCUUCAACUGCUCCACUUCGCUCACGCUUGUGAAACAUUGUCCUAAAAAGCAUGGAAAAACUUUUUCGCGAGUAUGGUUUUGAUAACGAUAGUUCAGUGGUCAGCAAUUUUAGUUUUACGAAGGUGAAAGAUAAAACAAGCCUUAAAAGGCGUAUCAAAGCUGCAAAGAAUCCGGAUUGUCACGAGGCCGGUCGUUUUGUACGCGCCCCACCUCCUCCACCCAAUGUAAAAGUAAAAUCGAAACCUUCCAAGCGGAAAGCAUCUGAAACUGUGGAACAGCUACGUCGUGAUUCAGAAUCGGUGAAGCCCACAAACCGAAAACGUAAGUUCCAGAGCGAUGUAUCGAAUGGCAUUACUGCACACAAACCGAAACCGACAGACUUUCGCGAAAAAUUGGUGGAUAGCCUGAAGGGCUCUCGUUUUCGAUUUAUCAAUGAACAGCUGUACCGCACAACCGGUGCCGAUGCCAAGCGACUAUUCCAGGAUGAUCCUAGCGCAUUCAAUGCCUAUCACGAAGGAUAUCGGCACCAGAUCGUGCAAUGGUCGGUUAAUCCACUGGAUCGGAUCAUCAAAAGUUUUGGUAAACUACCAGCUGAUCACGUCGUGGCAGACUUUGGAUGCGGCGAAGCGCGGCUAGCGGAAUCUAUUGAACAGAAAGUGUAUUCUCUGGAUUUAGUAGCUGCAAGCAGUAGCGUCAUUGCCUGUGAUAUGGCAAACACCCCACUGGAAUCAAACUCGAUCAACGUGGCGGUGUUCUGCCUUUCUCUGAUGGGAACAAAUUUACGCGACUUUCUGCUGGAAGCUAACCGAGUAUUAAAAGUUGGUGGCUUGCUGAAAAUAGCUGAAGUUUCGUCUCGGUUCGAAAACGUUAAAGAGUUUAUCGAUUGUGUGCAUAAAUGUGGAUUCUUGUUGGACAACAAAGAUUUGAACCAUAAGUUGUUCUAUUUCUUCAACUUCAAAAAAGUACGAUCCGUGGAUAAAGCAGCUCUCAAAGGUAAGCAUUUUAGUUUGAAACCUUGCCUUUAUAAGAAACGAUAAUUGGAAAACAGUAAAAAUAAAUA